Messenger RNA from Caenorhabditis sp. 36 PRJEB53466, 4813 nucleotides. The record is from the annotation of a GenBank genome assembly. NCBI's taxonomy places the organism in Eukaryota, Metazoa, Nematoda, Chromadorea, Rhabditida, Rhabditidae.
AUGGAGGACGCGCAUUCCAAAGACGCCGAAGAGGUGAGUUGCCACCUAGUUCUGCUAGCAAUCAACAAAUCGUUUCCCCUUUUCAGGUGUGCAAAUUUUUUGGUACAGGUCCAGAGGGAUUGACUGAUCAGCAAAUAGAGACACUAAGGAAAAAAUACGGAGAGAAUGGUGAGUUGGGAGCGUUUCGAAAAACAUGUAACAUCUGGUGGUGCGCAGGCGUAUGGAAUCGUUGUAUCAAUAACAUUUAAUGUCCAUUGAAUGCAUCGUGGAAUCAGGGAAUAGCCAUAAAAUUGUAGAAGGUUUCUGAAAAAUUCUGAGGAAAAAUCAGUUUUUGACAAUCGCUCGUAUCUCUCACAUCUCACCAUCGUCGCAUCAGUGUAUUUUCUGCUAGCCAUGUCUCUUCUUGAGCGCACAUUUGUUCGGUUUGCCCCCGUUGAUGAGAGUAUCAUUUUUCGGACCGAGCUGCUCAGCUCAAUCUCUUCUUUUGUCUCAGUUGCCGAGAUGGAUCAUUUGUCAAUGAAAAAGUAUGCGAGGGAUAGGGAAACAGUGGAAGCAUAACAGAAAUAGGAACGAAUGAAAGACAUGAACAUCUAUUUUCAGAACUGCCCGCCGAAGAGGGAAAGUCCCUGUGGGAACUUAUUCUCGAACAGUUCGACGAUCUUCUUGUCAAGAUUCUCCUCCUCGCCGCUAUCAUCUCAUUCGUAAGAAUAUCGCCUUGCCGCAACUCACUGGUAUUCUUCCAAUUCCAGGUUCUUGCCCUUUUCGAAGAACACGAAGACCAAACUGAAGCAGUAACAGCUUUUGUGGAGCCUUUUGUCAUUCUCCUCAUUCUCAUCGCCAAUGCUACAGUCGGAGUCUGGCAGGUGAGGCAGUUGUGUUUUGCGCUGUAGAUCAACUGAAAACGGGAGAGUAAUGUCUUUUUGACUUGCUGUUGGAGUUGAUGGCGAGAGAUAGGGGCAGGACCGGCGGCCCGUUGUGUAACAGACGGCCGCUGAGAAACGGGUAGAAUGCUCUUUGUGCCGAGUUUUGAAGAUGAACAAAAAGAAGAGACUUACGUCAUGACUUCGUUUUUACGUACGCAAGGGAUAGAUGAAAUUGAGAAGAAAGGGAUUUCUCAGUGGCAAAUGGCACGAAAUAUGGAUAAAUGAGGUCCCUGUGAUGUACUUUGCGGAUUGCUAAUUAACACUGAUUUGCCACAAACUGAUGAAACAUUGAAUGUGAUUGCAGGAACGAAAUGCCGAGUCUGCGAUCGAAGCCCUCAAGGAGUACGAACCAGAAAUGGCCAAGGUCAUCCGUUCCGGACACCACGGAAUCCAGAUGAUCCGCGCUAAGGAACUCGUACCAGGAGAUCUCGUCGAAGUGUCGGUCGGAGACAAAAUCCCGGCUGAUCUCCGCCUCGUCAAGAUCUACUCUACCACCAUCCGUAUCGAUCAGUCCAUUCUCACAGGAGAGUCCGUGUCCGUCAUCAAGCACACCGACUCCGUUCCUGACCCACGCGCUGUCAACCAGGACAAGAAGAACUGCUUGUUCUCGGGAACAAACGUUGCUUCCGGAAAGGCCCGUGGAAUCGUUUUCGGAACUGGACUGAACACUGAGAUCGGAAAAAUCCGUACCGAGAUGGCUGAGACCGAAAGCGAUAAGACCCCACUUCAGCAGAAGUUGGACGAGUUCGGAGAGCAACUCUCCAAGGUUAUCUCUGUCAUUUGCGUUGCCGUCUGGGCCAUCAACAUUGGACACUUCAACGAUCCAGCUCACGGAGGAUCCUGGGUUAAAGGAGCCAUCUACUACUUCAAAAUCGCCGUCGCUCUUGCCGUCGCCGCCAUCCCAGAAGGCCUUCCAGCUGUCAUCACCACUUGCCUCGCCCUCGGAACUCGCCGUAUGGCCAAGAAGAACGCCAUCGUCAGAUCGCUUCCAUCCGUCGAAACACUCGGAUGCACGUCUGUCAUCUGCUCUGAUAAGACCGGAACACUUACCACCAACCAGAUGUCCGUUUCGAAGAUGUUCAUCACUGAAAGUGCUGCUGGAGACAACAUCAACUUCACCGAGUUCACCAUUUCUGGAUCGACCUACGAGCCAGUUGGAAAGGUUCACCAGAACGGCCGCGAAAUCAAUCCAGCUGCUGGAGAGUACGAUGCCCUUACUGAAUUGGCUAUGAUCUGUGCUAUGUGCAACGAUUCGUCUGUCGAUUACAACGAAUCCAAGAAACAGUACGAGAAGGUCGGAGAGGCUACUGAGACCGCUCUUGUCGUCCUUGCUGAGAAGCUCAACGUUUUCGGAACCUCCAAGGCCGGACUUUCGGCAAAGGAGCUCGGAGGAGUUGCUAACCGUGUUAUUCAGCAGAAGUGGAAGAAGGAAUUCACUCUUGAGUUCUCCCGUGACCGCAAGUCUAUGUCUGCUUACUGUCUCCCAGCGACCGGAGGAUCUGGGGCUAAGAUGUUCGUGAAGGGAGCCCCAGAAGGAGUUCUCGGAAGAUGCACCCACGUCAGAGUUAACGGACAGAAGGUUCCACUCACCCCAGCCAUGACCCAGAAGAUCGUCGACCAGUGCGUGCAGUACGGAACCGGAAGAGACACUCUUCGUUGCCUCGCCCUAGGAACCAUCGACUCGCCAGUCAGCCCAAGCAACAUGAACCUCGAGGACGCGACCCAAUUCGUCAAGUACGAGAAGGAGAUAACUUUCGUCGGAGUCGUUGGAAUGCUUGAUCCUCCAAGAACUGAGGUCUCGGACUCUAUAAAGGCUUGCAACCACGCUGGAAUCCGUGUCAUCAUGAUCACAGGAGACAACAAGAACACCGCUGAAGCUAUUGGAAGAAGAAUCGGACUCUUCGGAGAGAACGAGGACACCACUGGAAAGGCCUACACCGGACGCGAAUUCGAUGAUCUGCCACCAGAGCAACAGUCGGAGGCCUGCCGUAGAGCCAAGCUUUUUGCCCGUGUCGAGCCAUCCCACAAGUCCAAGAUUGUCGACAUCCUUCAAUCGCACGGAGAGAUCACCGCUAUGACUGGAGACGGAGUCAACGACGCCCCAGCUCUCAAGAAGGCCGAGAUCGGAAUUGCCAUGGGAUCCGGAACUGCCGUCGCCAAGUCUGCUUCCGAAAUGGUUCUUGCUGACGACAACUUCGCUUCCAUCGUGUCCGCUGUCGAGGAAGGACGUGCCAUCUACAACAACAUGAAGCAAUUCAUCAGAUACCUCAUCUCUUCCAACGUCGGAGAGGUCGUCUCUAUCUUCAUGGUCGCCGCUCUCGGAAUCCCUGAGGCUCUCAUUCCAGUUCAACUUCUCUGGGUCAACUUGGUCACUGACGGUCUUCCAGCUACUGCUCUCGGAUUCAACCCACCAGAUCUUGAUAUCAUGGACAGACACCCACGCUCGGCACAUGACGGACUCAUCUCCGGAUGGCUCUUCUUCAGAUACCUCGCUGUUGGAAGUAUGUUGUCAAUUCGGAGUUCGUUUCCAAUCGUUAUUUUUCAGCCUACGUCGGAGUUGCAACUGUCGGAGCUUCCAUGUGGUGGUUCCUUCUGUACGAGGAUGGACCACAGAUCACCUACUACCAACUGACCCACUGGAUGCGAUGCGAGAUUGAGCCGGACAACUUCGCCGACCUCGACUGUGCCGUUUUCGAGGACAACCACCCGAACGCCAUGGCUCUGUCUGUGCUUGUCACCAUUGAAAUGCUCAACGCUAUCAAUUCGCUUUCCGAGAACCAGUCUCUGCUCGUGAUGCCACCGUGGAAGAACAUCUGGCUGAUGGCCGCUAUCACUCUUUCGAUGUCUCUUCACUUCGUCAUUCUCUACGUUGACAUCAUGGCCACUAUCUUCCAGGUAGACUGUCAUUCCUACUCGUAUUCCUUAUCUUCUCGCCUUUUUAGAUCACACCACUUAACCUGAUCGAGUGGGUCGCCGUGUUGAAGAUCUCAUUGCCAGUGCUUCUCCUCGACGAGAUUCUCAAGUUCAUCGCCAGAACCUGGAUCGAUGGUAAGCCUGAAACGAGUGCUGCGAAGGCGCGUUCAGUCGUCUCACUGAUCGCCUGGGUAUCUAUUACCCUUGCUUACUUCGCGUGGAUGCUGGGCCCGUACGCUGAGCUCAUCAACCAUGCGCUCGUCGGGCCGUCGGUUGACCCAUCGAAAUUCGAUGCGGUCCCCGUCGCCGAUAAACUGCAUAACGAAUUGUGAUUGAAACUAUCUAACCGCCUCUCAAAAAUUGUGAUGACUUCUUUCUCUCUUAAUCAUUUUCCAUUGGGCCCUCUGCAGUGUGUGAAACUUUAAUCCUUCGUGUCUUACCUACUUCUAGGAUUGCCCAUUUGCUCAGUGUCCGUCCCGAAAGACCUUUUUUCUCCCAUUAUAUGUUCGAUCCCAAAAACCAACCUUUUCAAAUGGAUUACGGUCACCAAUCUUUUCAUGAGUCUAGCCAAUUCUGAACAUCUCGUUUUCCCCCUGUUCGUUUCUAAUCCCCACUUUUCGAAUGUCUUUGAUUAUUUUUUGUUCCCCCUUCUUGUCCUUUUGAAAUUUUCUGUCUUCCAAAUAAUUUAUUAUUAUCUACAUUCGUUGCGUGUGAGACCAGGAAUCCACGAAUAAAGUGAUCCUAGUCUGCUUUCACCUUUUCCGAGUGUCCAUUUCGGUCUAACGUCAAUCCGGUUGUUGUUCAGGAAGUGUCCUUCUUCCUUCCUUUUACCGAAUGGUGUGAAGUCGUUUGCUACAUAACUCCGGGCCGUCGCGAUUCUUCUACAAUCAGGAAACUUAUAAGGGCUGUUUCAAGUGACACUCGCUCAUCUUUCUUUCUUUUCAGUGGAGGCUCCGACCAAGGACAAGCGCGACUAA